CAUUUAUCCAGUCCACUGCAGAUGGAAUCCAUAUGGUCCUUGGUCAGAGUGUGAUGGCUGUACUAAAACACAGAUUCGCAGGCGAACUGUAGCAACCUAUGGACAGUUUGAAGGAAAUCCAUGCUCAGGAAAUUCAUUUGAAACUCGUACAUGUGUUCCCACAAGAGGUUGCCCAACAGAAGAAGGAUGUGGUGACCGUUUCAGAUGUUCUUCAGGACAAUGCAUUCGCAAAUCAUUGAUGUGCAAUGGAGAUCAAGAUUGCCUGGAAGGUGGCUCUGAUGAAGAUAACUGUGAAGAAGUCAAGAAAAUAUGUGAUGAGAAGCCCCCACUUAGAUCACCUCCUAAUGUAAUGCUUACAGGGAGAGGCUUUGAUGCCCUUACUGGUGAAAUGAAAGGUGUGGUCAUUGACACUAAGAGCUUUGGUGGCCAAUGUCGGAAGGUCUUCAGCGGUGACCGGAGAGAAUAUUAUCGGCUGAGUGAAAAUGUCCUUGCUUAUACAUUUGAGGUGAAAAUUGAGAAUGAAUUCAAUACUGAAUUUUACAACAGUAGCUGGUCCUAUAUGAAAGAGACAGAGAGUCGCGCUAAUGGAAAUGAUUACCAUCACUACACAGAAGAAGAAUAUGCAAAAGACCGUUCAGAG
Protobothrops mucrosquamatus (brown spotted pit viper) is the source of this 640-nucleotide messenger RNA. Its product is annotated as complement component C7-like. The annotation marks the transcript as partial. NCBI's taxonomy places the organism in Eukaryota, Metazoa, Chordata, Lepidosauria, Squamata, Viperidae. Gene Ontology annotation, biological process: immune response. Gene Ontology annotation, molecular function: protein binding. The record is from RefSeq and is a predicted model, not a curated record. Gene Ontology annotation, cellular component: membrane attack complex. The transcript has 5 exons.